UGUUCUUGUUUUGGAAAAAGGCUGUUUUUGAAUGCAUUUCCUUCUUUCUAGGCCCAAUUCCGUCUUGAGGCUCCGGUUUAAUCACUUUGCAACCGAAUGCAGCUGGGAUCACCUCUACGUGUACGAUGGAGACUCCAUCUACGCUCCGUUACUGGCUGCUUUUAGCGGCCUGAUCGUUCCCGAACGGGAGAGUAACGAGACGGUCCCCGAAGUCACGGCCACCUCCGGCUACGCACUCCUGCACUUCUUCAGUGACGCCGCCUACAACCUGACAGGGUUCAACAUCACCUACCACUUUAACAUCUGCCCCCAGAACUGCUCUGGCAGAGGGGAAUGUCGGCCUGUCAAUGGCAGCCAAGCAGUGGAAUGUGAGUGUUGGGAACAUUGGAAAGGAGAGGCCUGUGAUAUUCCCAACUGCCCGGAAGACUGUGGCUUUUCGGAAAGGGGUCAGUGCAGCGUGAACGGAACUCAGGGCUGCGUCUGUUACCCCGGUUGGCAAGGCGUCGACUGCUCAGUUCCCGUUCCAGCCAAUCGCUCCUUUUGGACCCGGGAGGAAUUCUAUAUCCCCAAACUCCCACGAGCGUCUCACAAAGCCGUGGUGCAAGGCAACCUCAUGUGGGUGAUCGGUGGCUACAUGUUCAACCACACGGACUCUCAGAUGGUCUUGGCGUAUAACCUGGAGUCCAGAGAAUGGAUGAGCCUGGGCAGUAGCGUGAACACCGUGGGGAUCAGAUAUGGGCAUUCAAUAGCCUUACACGAAAACAAAAUCUACAUGUACGGAGGCAAGAUCGACGAAACCGGCAACGUAACCACAGAGCUCUGGGUCUUCCACAUCUCCAACCAUUCCUGGGUCCCCCUGUCGCCAAAGGCCAAGGAGCAGUACGCCGUGGUGGGCCACUCCGCCCACAUAGUCACCCUGCAGGACGGCGCGGCGGUGAUGCUGGUGCUCUUUGGGCAUUGCCCUCUUUACGGCUAUAUCAGCAACGUGCAGGAGUACAAUCUCGGUGAGCGUCGUCCGGUCGUGACUUUCACUCUUGU
Molecule: messenger RNA, 1038 nt
Organism: Notechis scutatus (mainland tiger snake)
Lineage: Eukaryota; Metazoa; Chordata; Lepidosauria; Squamata; Elapidae
Source: RefSeq, a predicted model, not a curated record